GCGAAUCUUCAUCCAUAAUUUUUGAUACACGGACCGUUUAUUUUGAAAGUGACAUAAUUCAGGAUUUUCCUUUGUUUUCAGAUAUUCAAGUGUUCGCGUUCCCACCGAUUGAAAAAUCCUAAUAAGAUCUUCUUAGUUUGUUUACGUCUGUACGCGUCUAAGUAGAUGUAAAUACAUUAUACAAAUAGGUCUUUGAGAAUUAACUAAAUGUCCUUCAUAUAUGUUAUUAUUUACUAAUUAUCUACGGAGACAAAGAAUUAGAGGAAACACUAAUCGUCUCUACUUGAAAAUUCCACAGGGCGGUUUUCGAUAUGUUAUUAUGGAUUUCAAUGAGUAAGCAGGUUUAAUAUUUAAUCCACGAUUUGAGGGUCGCCGUGCACUCCGCUCCUCGAGCUAACCUACUUUCGUUCGUGUAAGAAGGUUUGCUCGCGCACAGGGAUAUUUCGGUUGAUUUUUAAUUGUCAGUGACUAAAAAACAAAGUCAGAAACGCAAUAUUUCUUAUUUUUGAUUUUCAUCUUACUUUAGCCUCAGGAAUCAUCUCUCAAAUUUUGUUACACCUGUAGCCGAAGACGUUCUAUAUACAAGGUGUCCCUCGUAAUGGGAUUCAUUUUGCAUACGUUCUUACCAUUUGCGGCCAUGUAGCAAGAAAUGUUUUUAACUGUAUUUUAAUAGCGUUGAGUGUACUAUGUACAGAUGACGAUAAAAGAAUUCCGAUUGCCGUAAAUUAGUUUUCGCAUUAUGUGCAACAAUAUUUCGUUGCUAUCCGUCCGGAUUUUUCCGGAUUUUUUUCCGGAUUUGUUCUAGUUUUUAUGAAUAUUCCUCACUCGCUGACCAAAUGGUCAGCCUUCAUCGAUCAUCCGUAUUAUCAUGCUAUACGUGCGUUGCGUGCAGUGAUCUGUCAUGCGUCAGACGCAUCUAUACUAAUAUACCGGGUAGCAAUGCAUUUGUUUUUUCUAGGAACGAUUUUUAAGUAUUGUGUUCGUAUCAGAUGCAUUAGGUGCAAUCUACAUGCAAACACACCGCUAUCCUUCUACAAUUUAUAAUUUACAGAAAAUUGCAUCGUGGAUAUCUAACCUAAAAAAGCAUGUAGCUAGAGUUUUUAGAUUUCAGGCGGAGAAGUCCGGGAUUUUAAUGCUCUUCAUCGCAGAUUACUAAUUUUAUGAAUGGCAAACUUAUUUAAUAGUGAUAUCAGUUCGAUCAGCUUUUGAUUGCUUUGUCAUUUUCAAGAUAUGUUAUUAUAACUUCGAUUAAGAUAUUUUAUAUUUUACUUGAUUAUUUUACGUAGGACACCCUAUAAACACAGGGUGACUGAAUAUCGCUAUUACAUCGGGGACUAUUUGACAGUCAACAAUGACGAUUACUAUAGUGGGGACAGUUGUAUUAGUAAUUGUAUUUUGUAUAGUAGUUGCAUUGGUAAUUUGUAUAGGCGUAAUUUAACGUAUAGAUAAAAGUUAUUUUAAACGAUUAAUUGCUUGUUAUUAAUUCUACGACUGCGAUGUAACGAAAUUUGAUAUCGCGAUAGUAUAGAUAAUUUUAAUAACGUCGCGAUUUGAAACACCAAAUUAAACGAUUAUCGUGUUAAUUUAUAAAAAAAAACUAGGUGAAAAGAAAAAUUACUGGUACGUGUAAGUCAGUAAGUAUAAAGAUUGAUCGAUAAGUUAUCUAUAAUUUGAUAAAGAAGCCGAGCGGAAAUUUGAUGCUUACCGACCUCAUAAGACCAUAUGCAGUCUUUGUGAAGAUACUCGAUACUGUAUUUUAUUCUUGCAAAAAUGCAUAUGUCAUUUCAUCUCGGUGAAAAUGAAGUUAUUUUGUUUGAUGAAUGGCACGCGAUAGAUGGACAAGGUAUUGGAUGGUCCAUGGUUGGUAUUAUUCUUUUGACGUCUAUAUAUGAAGGAUUAAAAAGCUAUCGUGAUCAUUUGUUCAUCAAUACAGCACGGUUAUGGAAAACGAAAAAUAACAGAUCUAGGACGUCGUUCCUGUUUUCGAAAAUACACUUCUUCCAAACAAUUAUCCACGUUAUUCAGUUGAUCAUAGGAUAUUGCCUUAUGCUAAUUUUCAUGACGUACAAUAUUUGGCUUUGCCUCGCUGUGGCGUUAGGUGCAGGUCUUGGUUAUUGGCUGUUUGCUUGGGAAAAGUCCAGUGGUGAUAAUAUUGAUUGCUGCUUGUAAAUCUUAAAACAGUAUUUUGUAAUGAUAUAAUUAAUCCCGUAUUAUCGUGCUCUUAAAGCGCUCAUAUAUAAUUAAAAUUAUAAUGUAAAUAAUUUGUACAUCAUUUAUGAUAUUGAAUUUAUGAAAAUAGUCCUACAUAUUUAUUUAUAAAGCGUCAAUUUUGUUUCAGAGGCAUUUGAAACAGUACUUUGACAGAAAAUAUUUUUUAGAUAGAAAUAAAUGUAACUUUCUGGUAUAUAAUAGUGCUAUAAUAGCACUAAUAUAUAGACAGAAUUAUUAUGUAUGUAUUAUGAUUUAAAUAUAAAUAGAAAAAAACUAUAAACUCAUAAUUUUUUACAUAGAUCAUGUACAAAUAAGCGUGUACAUAAAAUGUUAAAUUUGCCUGUAAUAAACAUUUCUCUGUAUUCAUGUAAUAAUUAUAUAAUUCGUCAUUUAUAUAUGUAUAAAUAAUAACUUUCUGAUAAAUUUUUGUACAGUAAUCAUAAUUGACUAAUUAACUGAUGUUGUACAGUAUAUACUAUAAUCAACUGGACACGAUCGUUAUCUAAUCAGGAGUCACUAUUUAUUGUACAACAUUAUCAGUAUUUCGAUCAUUCAGUGUAUCGUCGGUGCAGGAGAGCUACCACAGGUUAAAUAUAAAAUAUUUCUUGUAGUACAAAAAUAGUAACAAAGAUAAGUUUAAGAUGAACGCUUAUAGUCAAAGCCGAGAAACAAUUUGCGGCACAAGCACAAGAAUUGUAUUUAAAAAAGAGUUCAAGACAGUUAAUGAUAUAAUACUCGGAUGGGAUACAUUUAACAGUAUAACGUUAGUUCUCUUCGUGGUACUCUUUUGUGUUUGGUGUAUAAUGUUCUUUAUAAUGUAUGAUUCAAAUGCUAUGAGUCAUGGAGAUCAUUCAGCUCACCAACACUAAGAGCAUUAACUCGAGAUACACCGUUUUUAACAAUACGUAAUAAUGAAUUUACUUGUACUAUCC
Bombus impatiens (common eastern bumble bee) is the source of this 3143-nucleotide messenger RNA. Its product is annotated as high affinity copper uptake protein 1. Gene Ontology annotation, cellular component: membrane. Gene Ontology annotation, biological process: copper ion transmembrane transport. Gene Ontology annotation, molecular function: copper ion transmembrane transporter activity. The record is from RefSeq and is a predicted model, not a curated record. The coding region runs from base 1771 to 2169 and encodes 132 amino acids. The transcript is spliced from 5 exons. NCBI's taxonomy places the organism in Eukaryota, Metazoa, Arthropoda, Insecta, Hymenoptera, Apidae.